UGGAUUGACAUUCACUGAUCCAGUGUCACCGUAUGUGAUAGGUGCUAAUCCCAGUUAGGCUACGCACUGAAUGUUGCUUCAAGAUUGCCAGUUUUUUACUUUCCUGACAAAGCGACUCCCUCAACGGCACAUUACCAACGAAACGCCACCAUCAUCCUGAGGCUCUGUGAUCCGUGAGUGUGGUCCUUGAGCCGAGCUCCAGGAUGGAGGGCAGGGGUGACCUGCCUCGCCCUGCCCCUCAACCCUCUGACCUGCCUCGCCCUGCCCCUCAACCCUCUGACCUGCCUCGCCCUGCCCCUCAACCCUCUGACCUGCCUCGCCCUGCCCCUCAACACUCUGACCUGCCUCGCCUUGCCCCUCAGCCCUCUGACCUGCCUCGCCCUGCCCCUCAGCCCUCUGACCUGCCUCGCCCUGCCUCUCAGCCUGCCUCUGGGAGGGUCACCCUAGUGGUGGACGGAACACACUUCGUGGUGGACCCCACCCUCUUUACGGCGUACCCUGACACCAUGCUGGGGAGGAUGUUUGGUCCAGCUUGGCAUCACAACUUUACACGUCCCAAAGGAGAGUACGAGAUUGUGGAGGGAAUUGGGGCUAACAUCUUCAGAGUUGUCCUGGACUACUACCGAGGGGGCACCCUGCAGUGUCCAGAUGGGGUGUCGGUGUCGGAGCUGAGAGAGGCGUGUGAUUACCUCUGCAUCAACUUUGACUACAGCACCGUGAGGUGCGGAGACCUCAGUGCGUUGUUGCACGAGCUGUCCAAUGAUGGGGCACGACGCCAGUUCGAGGACUUCCUGGAGGAGCUGGUUGUCCCGGUGAUGGUGGCCAGUGCACAGGAAGGGGAGAGGGAGUGUCACAUGGUGGUCCUGACGGACGACGACCUGGUGGACUGGGACCACGACCACCCCCCUCCCCUGGGAGAGGAGUGUUCUCAAAUUGUGUACAGCACCAAGCUGUACCGCUUCUUCAAGUACAUUGAGAACCGUGACGUGGCCAAAGCCUUGCUGAAGGAGCGGGGCCUGAAGAACAUCAGGAUAGGGAUCGAAGGGUACCCCACCUGUAAGGAGAAGGUGAAGAGGCGUCCGGGGGGGAAGUCUGAGGUCAUCUACAACUACGUCCAGCGGCCCUUCAUCCAGCUCUCCUGGGAGAAGGAGGAGGGCAAGAGCCGCCAUGUUGACUUCCAGUGUGUCCGCAGCAAGAGUGUCCCCAACCUGAUGGCCUCUGUGGGGGAGGGGCUGUCCCGACCUCCGGCCCCACCCACCCCACAGGUGGAUGAACUGGAUAGGCUCCUGAGCCCAGAGCCCCGCCCACAACCUCUGGUCCCUCCCCCUGACCACUGCUGAGGGGAAUGACUUCUUUAUUAUUUUCAUUUUUCUUCUUCUUCUUAUUGUUACACUGAGAGUUGCAUCAAACCUCUUGAAGGAACUAAAGACUUAGGCUUUCACACUGUAAUUUAGAUGACAGUCUCAAUCCGCUGAGCGCUGGAUCUACCCACCAGCUUCCCCUUGUGUUCGCGACAGUGAGGUGAGGGGUCUACACAAUAGGCUAUCAAAUAUUUAUUUGACCUCCCGUUCAUUUACAACUCUGAGCUUUUAUACAGAAUGGCUGAGUAAAUGUGUCUGUGCUUUGUAUUUUGUAUAUGGGAGUAGUAUUUUCAGCACUGAAAAUGUUUUUCUUACAACUUAGAUAUAAUAUGUCCAGUUAUCUGUAGGCAUUUAUACAAAUUCAUAUUUUUCCUUCUUAAAUGAACAGCAUAUUAUGUCAGCAUAAAUACAACAAAUGUACCGCCUUUUCUUAUUUGUGACAUUUGUACCUUUUAGAAGAACACUAUUCUAACCUCAGC
This is a messenger RNA of Osmerus eperlanus (European smelt), 1840 nucleotides long. RefSeq names its product BTB/POZ domain-containing protein KCTD20-like. NCBI's taxonomy places the organism in Eukaryota, Metazoa, Chordata, Actinopteri, Osmeriformes, Osmeridae. Gene Ontology annotation, biological process: positive regulation of phosphorylation. Gene Ontology annotation, molecular function: protein binding. The transcript is spliced from 7 exons. The record is from RefSeq and is a predicted model, not a curated record. Bases 204 to 1340 code for a protein of 378 amino acids. Gene Ontology annotation, cellular component: cytoplasm.